Messenger RNA from Penicillium samsonianum, 603 nucleotides. RefSeq names its product Tetratricopeptide-like helical. Bases 1 to 603 code for a protein of 200 amino acids. The record is from RefSeq and is a predicted model, not a curated record. The transcript has 2 exons. Lineage: Eukaryota; Fungi; Ascomycota; Eurotiomycetes; Eurotiales; Aspergillaceae.
AUGGCUUCUGGUUUUGACAACGCAGACAAUAUGGAAAUGUGGACCAAGGGGAGCGCGACUGCGCCACCGCUCAAAUAUAUUCUCCCUCGCAAUGAGAAUGGUCAUGUUCCCUUUACCUCUCGUAAUCGAAAGCUAGCUGUGAGAGUGGCAUCACCCAAUGUUCUAUUUAUUCCCGAUGUCGAUCAAAUCACUGCCAUGAAGAUACUGGAAAAUUCACUCAUCCAAGUGGGUCUGCUGCAUAACAACUAUACAACUGCCGCUCUCCUUGAGCAGCGUGGAUUUCUACCGCUUGCAAUAAACCAAGCCGCUGCCUACAUAAACGAAAACAAGAUCGAGCUAUCUGAUUAUCUGUCACUAUUCAAAGAGCGAGAGACAGACGCAGCUGAGCUGUUGAGCGAAGAAUUCCAUGAUGACGGACGUUACGCCGGGAUUCAGAACCCACAGAUCCAGGAUUUAGAUAAAUUGGCAGCAGACUAUUUGUCAUUCAUGGCCUGCAUUAACCCCCGAGAUAUCCCGCAGUCGAUUCUUCCACCUCCAAGUUCGGCAAAAAGGAGGACUGAUGCACUAGGUUUUUUGAACGCGUAUUCCUUUAUGUAUCAGUGA